This is a messenger RNA of Podarcis raffonei (Aeolian wall lizard), 2147 nucleotides long. Its product is annotated as protein PIP-1-like. The record is from RefSeq and is a predicted model, not a curated record. Lineage: Eukaryota; Metazoa; Chordata; Lepidosauria; Squamata; Lacertidae. Bases 22 to 321 code for a protein of 99 amino acids. The transcript has 3 exons.
CGUGAAGGCAGAAGGGGCAGCAUGAAUAGGCUUCUGAAUAUCGUGUUCUGGGUGAUGCUAUCCAUUGAGUUGGUUGCUGGCAUCAAGUGCUCCCAGUGUGCAUAUCAGCUCCCAGGUAAAGGGUGCGAGAAAUGGAGACGUCCGUGCAGACUGCACUCAGGGCAGUCAUGCUACAAGCAGAUGGUUUAUUUUGGACGGACUCCUCUCCAUACCAUCAAGGGCUGUUCUUCUGCUUGCAUAAAUGUAUUGACACCAAAGAAGCCUAAGACAGUGAGUGAAGACUAUACUUGCUGCUCUGAUCGAAAUUUCUGCAACCACUAAGGCACAGUAGUGGUGUUUCAGUGUCAGUGGAGAGCAUCAUAGAUUCUGCUUUCUGGGUGAAAUUUCAAGGGCUGGAAGCUACUGCAGGUCUCCUUUCUACAGAUACCUCUUCCUCUUAAGGCCAGGCUAGAUGAGAUCGAAUGUUUGUUUUUUUCAUGCCCUCAGUAUCCAAAAAUACAAAAUUGUAACUAUUUCCAACCACAGUUCAUGUUUUAAAAAUAAAAGCUCAGGCUAUCAAAAGUGCCUAUUUCCACCCACUUUAAGGAAAUAUUUAAAUUACAUGAUGCUGGGGAAACAAUUUUUCCCUAUCUCAUAAUUCUAAAACCGGGGCAAUCCAAUGAUGCUGAAUUUUGGAAGAUUUGGGGCAGGGAAAAGGUCCUUCUUCACACAGAGCAUAGUUCAAUGUAUGAAAGUCUCUCUCACAUAAUUAAAAAAUGGCCACCAACUUAGAUGGCCACAAAUAGGGAGCAGCUGCAGAAAAGGCCUUCUCUCAUGUCACUACCCUCUGGACCUCUCAUGGAGGAGGCACAUGAGAAAGGGCCUCAGAUGAUGAUUGUAGGGUCUGGGCGGUCCUUUAAUUUCUCUCCUAUGUCUAGCUUCCAAAGCAAAUUUUUAUCAGUUUAUUUCAAUUGCAGAUUAAUGUGGAAAUAGUGCUGAAAUGAUUUAUAAGUAGCAUGGACCAGAAACUGUCUGAUUACUCAUCCCUGCAUCUAGCUUUGUAUUGCAUACAUUGCCUGUCAAUAACUUUCCAUGGUCACCAUCAAGGCUGACCCUACUGUUGGGCACUCUGAGAAGGCUGCCUUAGCUGGCAGAUAGUGAGGGGGCAGAAUAAAUCCAAACUGAAAUGCUGGUGAAUUUUCAGUGUUUGGAAGAAGGGAAUGUGGCCUCUGGGUUGACAAGGGUUCCCCAUCCCUGGAUAUGGGGUAUCACCUUGUUCUUUUCCUCAGGUAGCAAAAUGUCUUGGGUCAUCUCUGGGCUCCAUACUGUCUCUGAACCUGGAGGUCUUCUUUAGCUGCCACGACUAACAACCAUGGAUAGGCCACUCCUCCAUAAAUUUCCCUGAUCCCCCUUUGAAGCUGUAUAAAGCCAUCUAAGUUAAUGAGUUACUGAGUUAUCAUUCAACCCUGAGAGAUGUCAAUCUGACAUUUUAAUGAAUGCCUACAGCUAAGGUGGUUUGAUACUUAUGCGUGAGCAUUGGGUAGGCACUGCAUCACACUUCCCCCAUUGAUUCUCCCACCCAGCAAGAAGCACAUCUUCAUUCUGCAGCAGAAAGGAAUGUAGGGAUACCUGUUAGAUCAUCUCAGAGUGAAAAAAACCAUUCUGAGUUUCCAGCUGUACCAACAGGUGGUACAUCAAAAAAGAACAUCAAUGCUUGGAACAAAUCCACCUCAAUCCGCCUACUCUGUCCAAGUUGGUUAAUAAACCAAGGGAAUUGCAAUAGAUAUGGGUUGCCUUUUACACUCCUAUAGUCUAUGAGAGGAGCUCCAGAACCUGAUCCAUUUCAAUGUGAAUAGAUUAAAGCCAUUGAUAAUUCCUAAACCAUUAAUUAAUGGUGCUGGAGGAGACCCUUGAGAGUCCCAUGGACUGCAAGCAGAUCAAACCCAUCCAUUCUGAAGGAAAUCAGCCAUGAGUGCUCACUGGAAGGACAGAUCCUGAAGCUGAGGCUCCAAUACUUUGGCCACCUCAUGAGAAGAGAAGACUCCCUGGAAAAGGCCCUGAUGUUGGGAAAGAUGGAGGGCACAAGGAGAAGGGGACGACAGAGGAUGAGAUGGUUGGACAGUGUUCUCGAAGCUACCAUCAUGAGUUUGACCAAACUGCGGGAGGCA